This is a messenger RNA of Danaus plexippus (monarch butterfly), 6698 nucleotides long. RefSeq lists its product as uncharacterized. The record is from RefSeq and is a predicted model, not a curated record. The transcript is spliced from 13 exons. The coding region runs from base 364 to 4443 and encodes 1359 amino acids. NCBI's taxonomy places the organism in Eukaryota, Metazoa, Arthropoda, Insecta, Lepidoptera, Nymphalidae.
GCCGCGGCUCUCGUUAGUGGUGUAUGUGCGAACGAAAAUUUUAAAACAUAAAUCGAUUAUUUCAGAAGCAUCGAUGUCGAAUUAUCGCUAUUGAAUCGAUGUUUUUGUUAUAUUAGGGAUGUUUAUGUUGUUAUUUAGUUAUGUAAUAUCACCGGUUAUCGAUUGCGUCGGUCUUGUCUAGGUCAAUAGAGUAUUUCGGGAAUGACCCAAAGUGCAAGUUUAGUAUAGUCCCAAGGUGUGAUUGUAUUUGUUGUGAAUUAAGUCAAUGACAUAUAUGUAGUUGAAUAGUUUUGUGUUUACUUGUGACUUGUGCUGUUUAGUGUUACUUCUAAUAUUUUGAAGGACAUUAUUUUGUAAUAGAAAAUGUUCGGAGUGCUCAUGAAGAGGUGGAAACCUAAAAGAAUAUCAAACAAUGACAGGAAUGAUAGCCCUGGAACAGACGGUAGUGUUUCUCCAGAACCACCCGACCGACCUCCCGGUAAGGUGCGGCAGGUCCAUCCUGAGCAAAAAAAUCAAGUAUUAGCCUACGAUUCUUCAUAUCGGAAGAACGGCAAGCCAAAGUCCCUUCCGUUAGAAGACAAUCAGAUGUACAACCACCUAGCUAACGCAAACGUCGCUAUGUCGCCGAUGUAUCCCCUAACUCCGAAUAUUUGCGUUGAGGGCGGUAAAAUCGAGUUCAUUAAGUCGCCAUCUGGCAGUGCUAGGAACAGUUUGGCGUUGUCUCCGCCUCAGACCCCGCUAGUGGCGCGGCGCGGAUCCAGAGACAAACACGACUUCAGAGCCUGUGUCGAUGAGUCGGAGAAGUUCGACGGGGACAAGGAACUUCUCGAGAAACGUAUAAAGCAACUCGAAGAUCAGCUCGAAGAGGAGAAGAGAAGGACCCAAAGGGAGCGGAUGGCUGUGACGAAACUACAGAACAAACUUAUAAAGCGCGAGGGUGCUGCGCGCAACGAUGCGGAUCGCGAGCGUCGCGCGCGCGGCGACUGGGAAGCGAGGGCGCGCGCCGCGGAGGCCGACGCGACGCGUCUCACUGGCAAGUUGCACGCUGCACAACGAGAGAUUGCCAGAAUGGAGGAUACGGUACGCUCGUUGCUGCAAUACAAAGGCCGCGUGGAAACUCUGAAGCAGGAGAAGGCUUCGUUAUCCGUCGCGCUGGAGGCAUCAGCGUCGCACUACCAAAGCCAACUCUCAGUUCUGUCUGCUGAGAACGAGCGUCUCCGUGAAGAACUGACAGCGCUGUCGGCUGGCGUCCGUGACUCUGAACACGAAAAGAGGCUAGAUGAUGUGGCGCAGCAGGUCGUGCGAGCUUUACUCUCGCAGAAGAGUGUUCGUGAGGAGUUGGGCUGCGCUCGCGCACGUAUCCGCGAGUUGGAAGCUCAGAACCGAGCGUUGAGUUCGCUCCUCGUACGACAGCUGAGACCACAACCGAGACCCUCGCCAGCCACACCGCUCACACCACACACCAAUAGGGACCUCCAAGUACACCUGGUGGAUGUCGGUUCGUGCGGCUCGUUGGUAUCGUUCAGGGACUCCCCUCCCCCCGCGCCGCCGGCUCCUCAACCUCACCCCCUCAGCCAGGACGACAAGCGGAGACAUCAAAUACUAGCUGAUAUCUGGACUGAGCUGAAGGGUCUGGAGGUGACCCCCGCCAACUUAGCGCGCGCGUUGUCCGCGGUGGACCCCACGUUGUGGGCACCGCCGGCGAGGCCCGCGACGCUCAGCCUCAGCGUGCUCCAACCCACCGAACAGACACAAAGUGCUACGAGGGGGAAAGCGACGGAAGAGGAAACCGGCGAAGCGGGCGUCGAGUCACCGGAGAGCGGGGCGAAGGACGAGGGUUACUCGACGAUGUCUAGCGACGUGCAAGCUGACGCGUCACGACAGAGUGACCACGUGGGCGACCCCCUGCCGGACCUCAACGAAGCCUCCGACGAAACGGACAACCAGACCAUCGUUUCCAUCAACCCCAGAGAACCCCGGCGUCGCGCCAGACUGAUAGCUGAGGCUGAUUAUAUAUAUUUUCCUAUAGGUGUAGCAUUCGCUGGGAUAAGAGGCAGCUACCCGCCCUCGCGGCCGGUGUUACCUUUCCAGCACGUCGUGAGAAGUUUCUCAGACUCUCAUUUGUGCUUAAAGUUAUUGACCAGCACGUCGUGUCCUCCGAGCUGCUUGGAAACACCAUCGCCGAGCUCGGGCAUCUUAGUUUUAGAUCUGAAACCUGCUCCAGAAAGGCCACUGAGACGGCCAGCUGUAGCGUCUACCACGAGCUCUGAGAGAGUGUCGUGGGGCAGCACCAUCGAUGAGCGUGCUGACGUCUCACAGUACGACGCUGAUUACGUUCAGCAUUGGCUAGAAUUAGACGACGCCAGAUCUGCACUGCAACAAAGACAUAGGGAUCUCGCAGACUUGGAGUAUGAUAGAGCGGAAUUAGAAGACUGGAGUCUGUCACUGUCGUGUGAGGACCUUAGAGACAGACAAUCUCCGUUUGCGGAGAUAACUACCCCCGGACAGAUAUCUCAUUCAACAUUACCAAGCAUCAGGGAAGACGAUGCGCUAGAGCUGGAGGAGGACGUCGGUGAUUGUUUGUGGAAUGACUGCGGAUUCGCGACGGUUGAAAUCGAUGAAUGCAGAAUAGGUGACGAAGUUGAAAACUCAGAGAAAAGAUGGGAGUACACGGGAACACAUUCCCCGGGCGGAUCCUGGUCCAGCGCAUCCGAUGCUCCUGAAAAGCGAUCUAGUACAGCUUUAAGUGAAGACGGCGACUGCGCUAACAUAGGACUCGAUUUUACGAGGGAUUUUUACAGACUCGUCAAAUAUGAAAGCACGAAGAGUUUAGCAUCCAAUUCAUCGAAAGGUGUCACAGCUCAGGAUCCAGCAAACCAUUUAAGAAUAACGGAUGUUCAGACUGUGGGUUUGCAGGAUCGUGAACAGGCACUUCAGAAUGUUCUCAAUUUUAUAGCAGAACAGCAGAAGUACUGUCGUGACAGAGAAGAAUCCGAUUCUAUGUCUUCUCGUCCUGUGUCCGAAAUACGUGAACUUCCACCUCCGUACGCCGCCGCUGAUUUUGACGACGAGUCCGUGGAUCCCCGCAGUGAAAUAUCAGAAGACAGGCAGAGACCGGAUUCCUUUGGCAGUUUUUCUGAAAACGAUUCAUGCGACGUCAUCCCUCUAGACAGAACGAGACUCCCCGUUUGCGAAAAUAUAUCCGAGCCGAGAUCGACACCUAGAUUCAUAGAGCGCGAAGAUCCUUACGUGGAAUCUGAAGACUACUACGACAGGUCGCGCGUCGAAAAUGCGGAAAAUGAAAUCGAUGCUCACCAUCUGUUAAAGGUGCAGCGAAAAAAUGAAAUUAAUAGAAAUAUUGACAUCAAUAACUUAGCCGACAUAGAGCCGCCGAGCUCGGAGAAAGACGACGAAACUUGUGAUAACGAAUCUAGUCGAACCUUAGAACAUAACUCGGCGUUGAAAGACAAUACUGUCAACAUCACGUCGAGCAAAGAAGGGUCUAGCGAAAGAGAGACGGAGGCGUCCCUUGCCAAGUCCAGCAGUCUUCAUAGCGCUGUGGAAAGUGAAAUAUCCGUCGUCGACGAAACGUUGACUAUUUGUAGAAGAACGUCACUCGGCACCGUGCCCGAAGAAGAGGAGAGCUCCUCGCCCGAGACGAGUUCUCCGCAAAUGACUGAAUCAAACACAACGAGCACGUCGACAGCUGAAACUGUGAUAGUUAGUAAUAAGAAUGAGAGUUUCAACCGAGAAGUCAGGCGCAGAAACGACAAAAGCCGGAUACCGACUCUGACGGGCGGCAAGCGACCGCCGUCCUCACCGCACAAGGCGAGGUCGAAGAUCCCAGUCUCGGACAGAGGCAAACCAGCCCAAAAACAAGCGACGCCGCCCCCAGAACCCAUCAUCGUCAAGCAAGAAAACACACUGAGCUUUCACGAAGCUGCUACCUCGAAGGAGGUCAUAGAAGAACUUAACAGGAUGAUUCGUCAAAGCGAAGGUGCAGCGACAACGACCGACGUGAAGACCGAAGAGGGCCAAGAGAAACCGUACGGACAAAAGGAUAGUGCGUUAUGGGCGCCCACGGGUUGGGUUCAUGUCGAAAAAGACAUCGACUUCAGUGACCCAAAGGCGCGCGCUAAUCUUCUGGACGUGAUGCUGGCCUCAAGUGACUCGUCUCCAUCAUCCUGCGGCUCGUCGCCGGCGGAACAGCCGCCCUACUCCCGCCUCCACCGCCUCCACCGCUCAAGACGACAGAAGACCGCGGCUGCGCUGCGAGUCCGCGGCCUGGGAGCCCUACGGCACGCCAGGCACCGCCGCCCCUCCAUACUCGGCCGCGACGGCUUCUUCGUCCGCUACGCCGAGCCCGAGAAGGCCGCCGUCGCCACGUUCGACUUCCUCGAUGAGCUCUCGGCCGGAUCCUCGCCUGACUCCAAACACAAGUAGACUGGACGACUCCGGUGGAACUCACUGUCGUGUCCGUCACGAAGCCUGGGUUUUAAAUGUCGACUUUCGAUACUAUUUCGAUUAUCCAUUAUAAACAUAUGUAUGUCUUAUUGAAACUUGGAUGUAGCACAAUAAUAGACUGUUGAAUAAUAUUAGAUAUGCUUGUGUAAUUUCGUGAUAGUUGUAUUUCUUUAUAUUUUUCCCUCUUUUAUAAUUUAGUGCACUCGACGAUAUAGCGUGUAUUCGAAAUUCAUAAUGCAUUGAGUUAAUUUUUCCUCAUCUCUCGCUUGUGAUGCGUCGUCUAGCGAAUUGUAGUCAGCCGUAGUAGAGUGACUUGAGCCAAAUAGUACCUAGUGGCCCGACGCGACGCCAACCAAGGCUGCAGCAUUUAGUCCACCCUUCGGAUUAGAUCGUAGGUGUAGCUUUUCAAUUUAAACUAUUGAAAUCGAUUUAAUGUCAAAUUUCCUCGAAGUUGGUAUAAGUACGGCAUACUGUGAGGCGUGGAUCGUUUUCUUUAUACAAAUUGGCGCGAAAACAUAUUUCUUAGCGCGCGUGAUUGUAAUGUUGCUUGUACGUGGAAGCAUACCGCCGCGCCAUAUUGUUUUUAAACGUCACCCUUGACACUGAAUGCUCCUGACAGCCGACCGUGAUAACAUUCGAUUGAUUACUUCCUGCAUUGUUUGGCUUACGCUUCGAACCAACAGUUAUGUAUUAAGUAAGAAGACGUAAUAAUUAAAUGACUAAGUAAAUGAAAGCUGCGGCCUCGAAGUAAUGUGAUAUUUUUGUAUAUAACUUUAAGACCCAAUUAUUUUCUUAUACAUUUAAAUGGAUUCCUUUCAAACCGAUGAAGCGUCGACGUUGGUAUAAGAGUGUUUGUCCGUUAGUUGUAACUCGCCCGUAGGUAUUCGACGUAAAUGAGACGUAAGCGCGGGAAUGGCCGCGUUAAGUCCGAAGUAUUUUAGCUUCUUGUGUAAAUAUUGAUAAUUAUUAACUUACAUAAUGUUGUAGUAUUAAUUUAUUUAUAGAGAAGUCGUUAUAUAACAAACUUAUAAACUUAAAUUCAUUACUCGAAGGGUACUAAAGUAUUUUAAGUGUAUAUAUAUAUUAUGUUACGAUGUCAUUGAAUGCUAUUUAUUGAGUUGUAAUUUUUCUUUUGCGGUUUAUCGAUUUGUGUAUACUUAGGUACAUAUCAUGAAAUUGAAUUGUUUUGUAUUGUUACGUAUCUAAUUUCAGGCGAGUAUUAAUCGAUAUUUUGUUUUCAUCGUACUCUUACAUCACUAUAAUAAUUAUUAUAUAAUAUAAUAGUUAUCAUCGGAUAUAAUGAUAUAAUCUUUCAAUUAAUACUCGUCAAACAUUUGCUAUGUAUUUCAUUAAAUACGGUUUUGAACCUCGUACCUAUAUAUUAGUAGAUACUUGCGGCUUUUACUCUUACUUGUAGUUAUCGAAAUGGCGGAACCAAAGCAAUUUUAAACUAAAAUACCGAUUUUUUGCCACCACUUGUUACGCUGCGACACUUAUUAUUAUUUAUAUUGAAAAAAAAAAUUGUUUUAUUUUAAACCGGCUUUGUUUUAAUGGUGAAUAUUGAAGACAAUAACGAAGAUUUAUAUCUAUUAUUAAUGAUAUAACUAACAGAAUGACUCGAAUGGAUUUCGAAAAUAAUGAACUUAUUAGUGUUUACGACGUAAUUUAACAGUAACAUGUAUUGUUACAACACUAAUUUAAUUCGGAUACACGUCACAGCAACUGUUUUUUUUUUUAAAUCAAAUGUCAGAAUUUACAGACGAAUCAAUUCCCAACGCAGAUUCGUUUCAAUUUUUUUUUUUUAUGAAAUCUACAAACGUCUCGGUGCGUGUAUUCGGAUAUUAAUAUAAUUUGAAAUAAAAAUUCAUAGAAUUUAAUGUAAUAACAGCAAUAUUUUCCUCCUGAAAUGUACACUGGGAUCCAAUUUAAUAUUUUUUAUAAUGUAAUUGUUCCUACAUAUAUCUCCCUCGAAUUAGAUGUAAAGCUAUAGUUACUGGCGUUAUGAUAAUGUAAUAUUUCUAUGUAUAUGUAGAUGGCCGUACUGUGAUUGGUUAUUCAGCGGGAUAGAUUCGUUUGGAUCUGAAUGGCUGCGUCUAGUACUAUCGAACCUAAGACAUAGAAUUUAUAUAUAUAUAUAUAUAUAUAUAGGUAGGUACUUUGGACAGUACAAACGUAGUUAACAGUAUGAUUUAAAUGUACUGUGCAGAUGGGUUUAAUAAAGAAUUCCGUUCAGA